Messenger RNA from Myxocyprinus asiaticus (Chinese sucker), 1474 nucleotides. RefSeq names its product proopiomelanocortin b (gene pomcb). Gene Ontology annotation, molecular function: neuropeptide hormone activity. Gene Ontology annotation, cellular component: extracellular region. Gene Ontology annotation, biological process: neuropeptide signaling pathway. The transcript has 2 exons. Lineage: Eukaryota; Metazoa; Chordata; Actinopteri; Cypriniformes; Catostomidae. The record is from RefSeq and is a predicted model, not a curated record. The coding region runs from base 781 to 1428 and encodes 215 amino acids.
AUCUGGUGUAAAUCCCUAAAUGAGUGACGUGCGAAGCCAGGAUGAAUCAUCAAACUAUGUCUAAUUAUGGUAAUUACAAAAACAGGGAAUUCUUUUUAAAUUCAAUUACUAAAUCAACUUUGUCUGGUUUAUGGAGAACAUUCUUAGAUCUUGCUUUGUCACUGUGAAAUGCUGUAAUACAUCAAAGGAUCAAGAGAGAAAACGGCUCAUUUGGCUCAACUAAAUCAGAAGUGUUUAUUUCAAAGCUUUAUUUCCAUCCCUGACUCAACAGUGCAGUUGACGUCUGGGAAAGAUAUAAAUGGAUCACUGCAACACUUAAGCUCACAAAUAAGUGUGGCAUGACGUCACCAUAAAAACUUGUAGGUUAGCCAUUAAGGCCAGGUACAAAUAAAUCAAUAGGUGUUGGUGAAAAUCUAUAAGUUCAGUUUCCUUCAUUCUUUUAAGCAACAUAAAUAGUCAACUUCAAUGUCACCAAUUACAGCACAUUUUGCUUCAAAUAUAAAGUAGAGGACUGAAAGCAUGUUGAAAAGACAUCUGCUUCUCAUAAGCAUCUACGACCUGCCCACAUGGUGCAGAAAUUAAUGAAACCAAAAGUGAUUCAAGAUAUCUGAAUAAUGAAAUAAAUUGUCCUUGACUGCUCAGUAAAUAAAUUUCAGUAUCAUCCCUUUUCUUUACAGCAUUCCACUCUGCGUCACUUAAAUGUUACCGGAGGAAUGGAAGCAACUGACAAUAUAGAUCUUUUCUUGUCUUGUUUCUUCAGUUCUCAGUCACUUAGUAGAGAUGCAGUGUCCUGCCUGGCUUUUGGCCACAGUCGUCUUGUGUUUUCACAGCCCAUAUGUAGAUGGACACUGCUCGGAUUUGUCCAAUUGCAUGGGCUUUACAUCUUAUGAGCAAAUAUUGCAGUGUAUUAGGCAAUGCGGAUCUAAGCAGGACGUUUCCAACUAUGGAACAGUUGCUUCCUCUGAACAGCAAAACAAUGAGGAAGAGGUUGAAGAACAGAGCCUGAGUUUGGGUUUGCUCUUAUCUGCUCUGGCUCCUGGUUCAACCGAGGCCCAAAUCUUCACUGGAGAACCUUCCCACAGCGAGGAGAGGAGAUCUUACUCAAUGGAGCACUUCCGCUGGGGGAAACCCAUUGGCCGCAAACGCAGACCCAUCAAAUUGUUCAACAACAACGCCAUUGAAGAGGAGCCAGAGGAGUCCACGGAAACCUUCCGCGUGGAGCGAGGGCAGGGUGCCGUCCUGGACAUUCAACAGAGGAACAAUGUGAAGACCAAUGGAAAAUAUCGCAUGACACAUUUCCGAUGGAAUGCUCCUCCUGACAAACGCUACAGUGGGUUCAUGAGGCCCUAUACAGAGCAAUCCCACACGCCUCUGCUCUCGCUGAUACGAAAUGUCAUCGUUAAAGACGGACAGCAGUUCAAAAAUUAAGAGAGGACAGAGAAUGGACAGAAUAUUAGUGGGGGGGGGCAGUCAA